ACCUCAUCUGAUUUAUAUUUUCAUUUACCGAGUAUUUUUCUUUCAUUUUGCUCUCCUACUUAUGUGCAUGCAUAUUUAUGUGUAUCGAUGUGAUAGAAGUUGAAGUCGAGCGGAGGAUAGAGCCUGAAGACGUUGACGAUGAAGACGAUGACCAGUAUGAGAAUGACGGUUUCUUAGUGGAUGAUCUUGAAGAAGAUGAGGUCGGAGAGGACAGUGAUGAUGCUAAGCAAAAGAAGAGGAAGAAAAAGAGAGAAUCAAACAAGACUUAUGUUCUGGAUGAAGAUGACUAUGAGCUCCUUCAAGAAAACAUCCCUGGCUAUCAUCGCCCAAAACUUGAAAGUGAAAACUUCAAGCGGCUGAAGAAAGCAAGGGUUGAUGGUGAUGAAGGACCAUCAGCGGUUUUUGGUAAGGAAGAAUAUGACAGAAGUGGAAUGGCUAAGGAGAAGCUAACACGUACUUUAUUUGGGGAUGAUGAUGGUGAUAGCUCUGAAGAUCUGCUGGAUGAGGGGAAGGAUGCUUUGCUCAGUGAGGAUGAAAUGGCCGAUUUCAUUGUUGAAGAAGUCGAAAAAACUGAACCUGCUGCUCCAUCGAGGAGUGUCAAGGCUAACAAGAAAAAAUCAAAGAAGUCUGCAGGACACUCCUCAAGGCAGAGUGUUAAUGACAUAUUUGGUGGUCUUGAUGACAUCUACAAGUUGGGGCCAGAAAAUGUUAGCAAAUAUAGUGAACCCAAUGAAUCGAAGGAAAAAAAGGUUGAAGAUGAAUUUGAACCAAUUCUUGUUCCAGAGAAGUACAUGACCAAGAAGGAUGAGCAUAUCAGGGAGACAGAUAUUCCAGAAAGAAUGCAGAUUUCUGAGGAAACCACUGGUCCUCUACCACCACAUGAUAUGAGCAUAGACAGGGAGAGCAUCUGGAUUCUUAAUCAAUUCAAAAUGCGCAUGGUACCUUGGUUUCACAAAGGAGGUAAUACAAGUACAACAACUGAAGAAGGAAAUGAGUUGCCUAUACUUAAAGACGAUGUUAAAAGGUUUUUGGAGCUUGUGCAUGUUCAGAAAUUAGAUGUUCCUUUUAUUGCUAUGUAUAGAAAGGAGGAGUGUCCUAGUCUUUUUAAGGAUAUACAAGUAGCUGAUGAAGAGAAUCAAGAUUUCUCUGAUGAUAAACCCACGCUGAGGUGGCACAUGGUGGUUUGGGCUAUCAUGGAUCUUGACAGAAAGUGGUUGCUAUUUCAAAAACGAAAAGGUGCUUUACAAAUGUACUACAACAAGCGAUUUGAUGAAGACCGAAACAUAUACGAUGAAACACGCCUUCAUUUAGAUCAAAAGUUUUUUGAGUCGAUUAUCAAGUCACUUAAUGUAGCAGAAACUGAAAGGGAAAUUGAUGACGUGGACUCAAAGUUCAACCUCCACUUCCCGCCAGGUGAUGUUGUAGAUGAAGGAGAAUUCAAGAGACCAAGAAGAAAAUCACAAUAUGGGAUUUGCAGUGAAGCUGGAUUGCGUGAAGUUGCUUGCAAAAUCGGCUAUAGUUCUGAAGAAUUUGGAUUAUUGAUUUCUCUUGAACAAAUGAGAAUGGAUGAACUUGAGGAUGUUGACGAAACACCAGAUGACGUGGCAUCAAAGUUUGCAUGUCAAACAUUUGAGAAUCCACAAGCUGUGCUCAGAGGAGCUAGACACAUGGCUGCACUUGAGAUUAGCUGUGAGCCAUUUGUCAGGAAACAUGUUCGGGGGGUAUUUAUGGAAAAUGUAACAAUAUCAACAAGUCCCACUGCUGAAGGGAAGGCGACCAUAGAUUCCCAUCAUCAGUUUGCAGGGAUUAAGUGGUUAAAAGAAAAACCUCUGACAAAAUUCGAUGAUGCACAGUGGCUUCUUAUUCAAAAAGCCGAAGAGGACAACCUGAUUCAAGUUUCAAUCAAGCUUCCCGCAUCUUCACACGAUAAAUUAAUAAGUGAUGCUCAGGAGUAUUAUGUUAGUGGUGGUGUGAGCAAAUACACACAGUUAUGGAAUGAACAAAGGAAACAAAUAAUCAAAGAUGCUUUUGAUGGUUUUCUUCUACCUUCCAUGGAGAAGGAAGCAAGAUCUUUAUUGAGAAGUAGAGCAAAAAGCUGGUUGUUAAUGGAGUAUGGAAGGAUAUUAUGGAAGAAAGUCUCGGUGGGGCCAUAUCAGAAGAAGGGACAAGAUGGGAAUAUAUCAAAAGUUCCACCGAGAGUCAUGGCAUGCUGCUGGGGUCCCGGAAGGCCUGCAACCACUUUUGUGAUGUUGGAUUCAUUUGGUGAAAUUGUUGAUGUUUUAUCUGCUGGAUCUCUUAGUAUCCGUGGUCAAAAUGUGAAUGAUCAACAAAGGAAGAAAAACGAUCAACAACGGAUUGUGAAGUUCAUGAUGGAUCACAAACCUGAUGUUGUUGUUUUGGGAGCUGUGAAUGUGCCUUGCAGCAGGCUGAAAGAGGAUAUUACCGAGAUAAUUCAGAAGGCGCUAGAAGAUAGUUCAGAAGAUGGACUGAGCGUUGUGUAUGGCGACGAGUCUCUACCCCGUUUGUAUGAAAAUUCAAAUAUAUCAUCUGAGCAGUUUCCGUCUCAAUCUGGCAUUGUGAAGCGUGGUAUUGCACUUGGACGAUACCUUCAAAACCCGUUAACAAUGGCUGCAACUCUUUGUGGGCCCGGGAAAGAGAUAUUAUCAUGGAAACUUAGUCCUUUAGAGAGCUUUAUGACUUCAGAUGAGAAGUACAGCAUAGUUGAACAAAUCAUGGUAGAUGCAACCAACCAAGUUGGGGUGGAAAAUUUGGCCAUAACCCACGAAUGGUUGUUUGCUCCUCUACAGUUCAUAUCCGGGCUGGGACCCACAAAGGCCGUUUCUUUUGCAAAGAUCUUUAAUUCGGUCGGGUUCGAUAUGCACCCGGAAGGAUCUGUUGACCCAUGGUCUUGGCAGAAAAGUGUUUAUAAAUUCGCUGAGGAAUUGGCUAAAGAGAUUUAUCGUGCAGAUGCCCAAGAUGAUGUAGCUGUGAAUGAUGACAAUGAUGAUGAUGAUGAUGAUGUCAUCGAGACAGCAAUGGAGCACGUGAGAGAAAAUCCAGACCUAUUGAAGAGUCUUGACAUCGACUCAUAUGCCAAAUCCAAGAAACGGGAAGAUAAAAAAGAGACUUUUAACCUUAUAAAACAAGAACUGAUAAACGGGUUUCAAGAUUGGCGAAGAGAGUAUGUAGAACCGAGUCAGGAUGAGGAGUUCUUGAUGAUUUCCGGGGAGACGGAGAGCACGCUUUCGGAAGGAAGAAUCGUGCGGGCUACGGUCCGGCGUGUGCUACCUCAGAGGGCGAUAUGUAGUCUUGAGUCCGGGCUGAGUGGUAUGCUCAACAAGGAAGAUUAUAGUGAUGAUUUAAAUGAUGAAGAGUUGACUGAUAAGUUAAAGGAAGGUGAUGUUUUGACUUGCAAGAUAAAGUCAGUUGUGAAAGAUAGGUAUCAGGUUUACCUUAGUUGUAAGGAAAAUGUUAUGAGGAGUAAUUGGAUGUCACAAAAUGACAAACCCGUGGAUCCGUAUUAUAAUGAAGUUCGCGACAGUUCAGCAGAAAAGCCUCCGACUCCGAGUAGUAGUAGUAGUAAAGUUAAGGAGAUAACAAAGAAGCUUUUCAAGCCAAGAAUGAUUGUUCAUCCUCGCUUCAAGAAUGUUACUAUAGAUGAAGCCAUAGAGUUACUGGCGGAGAAAGAAGCCGGUGAGAGUGUUUUCCGCCCUAGCUCUCGUGGAGCCUCAUAUUUAACGUUAACACUCAAAGUCUACAACGGGGUGUAUGCUCACAAGGACAUUCUAGAAGGUGGAAAAGAGCAUAAGGACAUUACAAGCUUGCUUCGUCUUGGGAAAACACUUAAAAUAGGAGAGGAUGUGUUUGCUAACCUUGAUGAGGUAAUUGCGGGAUAUGCGGAACCCUUGGCAGGACAUUUGAAGAAAAUGUUAGGCUACCGAAUGUUUAAGCAUGGGACAAAAGCUGAAGUAGAUGAGAUAUUGAGGAAGGAAAAGUCGGAGCACCCUUCAAGAAUUGUUUAUUCUUUUGGUGUUUCUCAUGAACACCCGGGAACAUUCAUUCUGACAUACAUAAGGACUUCGAAUGCGCAUCAUGAGUAUAUUGGAUUGUAUCCAAAAGGGUUUAGAUUCCGGAAGAAUAUGUUUGAGGAAGUUGAUCGGUUGGUAGCAUAUUUUCAACAACAUAUUGAUGAUCCCCGUGAACGUCCUGGGGAUUCUGCUGGUUGGGGCGGUGAUGGUGAUGGUGAUGGUGGUGGUGGUGGUCGUGGCCGGGGAAGAGGAGGAAGAGGUAGGGGACGGGGAAGAGGGCGUGGACGUGGCAGGGGAAAUGAUUCUGAGAAUGAAAACCAGGAUUCAGGUUAUGGAGAUGGUGGUGGCAGCAGUUGGGGUGGUGGUGGUGGUGGAGGUGGCGGGAGUAGCUGGGGUGGUGGUGCAAGUGGUGGUGGCAGUUGGGGACAAAAGGCUUCUGAUUCAGGUGAUGCCAACAAGGAUGCAGAUGAUAGUGGGUGGGGUGGCAGCAAGAAAAGUACUCAGGCAGGAGAUAGUGGUGGAUGGUCUGGUGGUGGUGGUGGUUGGGGACAGAAAAGUAACGAUUCUGGUUCGGGAGAUGCCAACAAGGAUGCAGAUAGUGGUGGGUGGGGUGGCACUAAGAAAAGUACUGAUGGUGGUGGAUGGUCUGGUGGCGGUGGUGGUGGAAGUUGGGGGAAGAAGAAUAGUGGCGCUGAUGAUUCAAACAAGGAAGCUGAUAGCGGUGGGUGGGGUGGCAGUAAGAAAAGUACUGGUGGUGAUGCAGGUGGCGGAUGGUCUGGUGGUAGUGGGGGUGCAAGUGGCGGUGGCGGUGGCGGUAGUUGGGGACAGAAGAAUAGUGGUGCUUCUGGUUCAGGCGGUGCCAACAAGGAUGCAGAUAGUACUGGGUGGGGUGGAGGCAAGAAAAGUGCUGGUGGUGAUGCAAGUGGUGGUUGGUCCGGUGGUGGGGGUGCAGGUGGCGGUGGCAGCAGUUGGGGACAGAAGAAUAGUGGUGCUUCUGGUUCAGGCGAUGCCAACAAGGAUGCAGAUAAUACAGGGUGGGGUGGCGGAAAGAAAAGUACCGGUGGUGGAUGGUCCGGUGGCGGUGGCGGCAGUUGGGGACAGAAGGAUAAUGGUACUUCUGGUUUAGGCGGUGCCGACAAGGAUGCAGAUAGUACUGGGUGGGGUGGCAGCAAGAAAAAUACUGGUGGUGGUGCAAGUGGUGGAUGGUCUUGUGGAGGUGCAAGUGGCGGUGGUGGUGGCAGUUGGGGGCUGAAGAAUAGUGGUUCUUUUGGUUCAGGUGAUGGCAACAAGGAUGCAGAUGGCACUGGGUGGGGUGGCAGCAAGAAAAGUACUGGUGGUGGUGCAAUUGGCGGAUGGUCUGGCGGUGGUGGUGCAAGUGGUGGCAGUGAUGAUGGUGAAAGUGGUGGAUGGUCUGGUGGUGGCGGUGGCCGUGGUGCAAGUGGUGGAUGGUCUGGUGGUGGUGGUGGCGGCCGUGGUGGUGGCGGUGGAGGCCGUGGUGGAUGGUCUGGAGGUGGUGGUGCAAGUGGCGGCAGUGAUGGCGGUGAAAGUGGUGGAUGGUCUGGUGGUCGCGGUGGCCGUGGCGCAAGUGGUGGAUGGUCUGGUGGUGGCCGUGGUGGAUGGUCUGGUGGUGGCGGCCGUGGUGAUGGUGGUGGUGGAUGGUCUGGAGGUGGUGGUGCAAGUGGCGGCAGUGACGGCGGUGAAAGUGGUGGAUGGUCUGGUGGUGGCGGUGGCCGUGGUGCAAGUGGUGGAUGGUCUGGUGGUGGUGGCCGUGGUGGAUGGUCUGGAGGUGGUGGUACAAGUGGCGGUGGCGGCAGUGCUGGUGGUGGUGGUUGGGGUUCGAAGAAUAACAGUGCAUCUGGCUCAGGUGACGCCAACAAGGAUGCAGAUAACAACAGUGGAUGGGGUAAGAAGAGCUCUGGGGGUGGUGGUUGGUGAUGGUAAUGGUAAGGGUAAAUCUGGUAUAUCUUAUUUUCUGACUUGACUUUUCUUUUAGGAUAUGUUUUAAUGUUUAUGUGGAAACUCAAAUCCUAUUUAUGCUACCUGUCUUUUGUUGAAAUCAAAUCCCAAUGCGUUAUGCGUUCACAGUGGCUC
This is a messenger RNA of Lactuca virosa, 6119 nucleotides long. Lineage: Eukaryota; Viridiplantae; Streptophyta; Magnoliopsida; Asterales; Asteraceae. The record is from the annotation of a GenBank genome assembly.